AGAUCGCCCCCUAGGUGCGUUAACUGCAGCUAGGGAUAAUAGGCUUUAUCACUGAAGGGGCUGGCAAAGGCGCUUUCUCAGAAAUUAAAGCAUUAAAUACAUGCUUCGCCAUGGACAGGGGGUCAAGAUGUGCAGAUGGUACCAUAACGUCUGGUCUGAAGGAGCGGAAUGUAAGUGGGUGUCAAAUUGGCGAGUGUCUUGACUUGCUUGCUUGACGUCUGUUGGAUGCGGGGCGGGGCUUGGAGCGGUGACACGUCAGAGACUAGUGGGGACAGAAAGCGGUCUGUGUACUGGCCUCCGCCGCUCGGUAAGGCUAGAUGGAAGAAUUUGGGGAGGGGGCAGCAGUGUCCGUAGGUUACCCCUGAAAGCAUCCCCAGUCCAUCACAGUCGUUUGCCAGAGCGCGUGUACGCGAAAAGCCCGGGAUAUUAUACCGUUUGGAGCUCUGUACGGCCAACAUGAGAUUCUCGAUGCUGAUCUCUCUCAUCAGGCCGAUAGGGCCAGUUAUUGUCGGUAUCUCGUUGGGAUUCACCCUGAGUUUGCUCAGCGUUACUUGGGUGGACGAGUCCUGCGAUUCGGACGGGAUUGCUGCCUCGGAAGACAUUUUGCUGGGCCAGCCGGGAAGUCUGAAGGGAGCCCGAAAACCUAGCUCGAUCUCCACCAGCACCACUGAAAAUGGGGACGCCGAGGAGGACUUCGAGCCGAGAAUAGUGCCUUACACGAAGCCAGCCCAGCCAAGCCAGUCCAAGAAAGUUUUCAGGGCCAAGUAUGCCAGCACAGAGCUGGGCAUUCGGGAGCGUCUCUUCGUUGGAGUCCUCACCUCCAAGACUACGCUGAGCUCCCUGGGAGUGGCUGUCAACCGCACCCUGAAUCACCACCUGGACGGCCGCCUGGCUUUCUUCACCGGGGCCCGCAACCGCAAGGUGCCACACGGCAUGCUGGUGAUCUCCCACGGCGACGAGCGCCCGGUCGUCGGCAUGUUCCAGACAGUCAACUUCUUGCUGGAGCACCACGUCGACGACUACGACUGGUUCUUCUUAGUCCAGGACGACGUCUACACCCAGCCGGACCGGCUCAAGGCUCUGGUGGAUCACCUCAGCAUGAGGCGCGAGCUCUACAUGGGGCACCCGGAGGAGUUCAUCGGCGGGGAGGGACAGGGGAGGUUCUGCAGCGGGAAGGCGGGAUACCUGCUCUCGCGGGCUCUCCUCCUCAAGAUCAAGCCCUUCCUGGACCACUGCCGCAAUGACAUCGUCAGCGUCAGGCCGGACGAGUGGCUCGGCCGCUGCAUCAUCGACUACACCAGCACCAACUGCAUGGACGAGCUGGAGGGUGUGCAGUACAACCAUUUUGUGUUGGAGCCAGGCUUUGAUCUGAGUCAAGAGGAGAGCGGAGCUUUCCGGAAUGCCCUGUCCGUCCACCCUGUGUCCAAGCCUGAUCAGAUGUAUCGUCUGCAUAAGCACUUCACUGAGAUCGAACUACAGAGGACCUAUGAGGAGAUUGAGAAACUACAGGCGGAGAUAAAGAACGUGAGUGAGGUGGCCGUGGAUGGAAACCGCAGUGCACUGUGGCCCGUCGGUGUGUCACCUCCCUUCGAGCCUAAGUCGCGCUUCGAGGUCAUGCGCUGGGACUACUUUACUGAGGACCAGCUCUACACCUGCGCUGAUGGCUCGCCCAAGUGUCCACUAGAGGGCGCCGACCGGCUGGACGUGGACGACGUCAUCCAGACGGCCGUGGCCGAGCUGAACCGCAAGUACUCUCCGACGCUGCGCCUGUCCAAACAGCGGCUCGUCAACGGCUACCGCCGCUUCGACCCGACGCGCGGCAUGGAGUACACUCUGGACCUGCAGCUGGAGGCGCGCACUGAGGCUGGGCACAGCGGCCCGCUCUCCUGCCGCGUGCACCUGGUGCGGCCGCUCAGCCAGGUGGAGAUCAUCCCCAUGCCCUACGUGACGGAGGCCACGCGGGUUCACGUGCUGAUGCCGCUGGUCAGUGACGAGAGCUCCGUGGCGCUGCACUUCCUCGACCUGUACGCCUCCAACCUGUUUGAGACGGCCGAUAACGCCGUGCUCACCUUCCUGUUCAUCUACGACCCGCUCGAAGCCCAGCGCGUCAGCCAGAGCGACGUCUUCGGCGAGGUCAAGGCCAAGGUGGCCGCCUACGAACGCAAGUACCCGUCUGUCAAGGUCCCCUGGAUCAGCGUGAAGACGGAGAGCCCGGCCCUGCUGCGCGUGCUGGACAUCGUCUCGCGGAAACACCCCGUGGACACACUCUUCUUCUUGGCCACGCCGGACACAGUGGUCACCACCGAGUUCCUCAACCGCUGCCGGAUGAACGCCAUCAGCGGCUGGCAGGCCUUCUUCCCCAUGCACUUCCAGGACUACGACCCCAAGGUGGCGUACCAUGACCAGCCACCCCCAGCCUCUCCGGACCUGGUGCGCGAGGCCGGGCAGUUUGACCGGUACGCGUUCGAUGAGGCCUGCUUUUACAACGCAGACUACAUGGCUGCCAGGACACACAUGGCUGGAGACACUCAAGAGAACAGGGACAACGACGAUCUUCUGGAGACACUGGACGUGUAUGAUGUGUUUGUCCGCUACUCCGGCUUGCAUGUAUUCCGCGCUGUGGAACCGGCUUUGCACCAGCGCUACCGGAACCGCACCUGUAACCCGCGCCUGAGCGAGGAGUCGUUCCACCGCUGCGUCCAGAGCACGCUGGAGGGUGUGGGCUCACGGUCGCAGCUGGCCAUGCUUCUAUUUGAGCAGGAGCCAGGAAACAGCACCUGAGACUUGCGAUUUCUCCACCUGCACAGAACCACACAGUUCUGAACAUGCCCCGCUGACUCUACACUACACAAGCGGUGGGACACGUUCCAAAAAACUGCAGCAUGAACGUGGCCACGCACUGUCACUACUCAAUGCAACUGAAAACCCACGCUGAAGCACGUGUUGGAACGAGCACCUGUUUCAGCGGGACACCAUAAUUACACCUCUCCGCACAGAGCCAGAUGUCACAGCUGGUACUCUCUCUCUCUUGAACAUGGCCACAUAACUUCACUGCAAUUCCGUACAUACCAGAACUAGUUACUCAAACUACUCUAUGGCCACGUAAUUUGUACUCUACUCGCAGCAUUGGCCAAACGCUUAAUCUCCACUAUCCUGAGCUUUCUCCUCGACAUAACACACGGCAAGGGCCCCGGAUUACGGGCGUCCUCCCUUGACUCCUAUUCACUUUCAGCUGAAUAAGACUUCAGGAGAGUAGAGAUGAAAGCCGCCCUGACAGGUUGCCAGGUUUGAUGGGUUGCCAGGUUUGACGGGUUGCCAGGUUUGGGGCUCAGUGGCUCAGCUGACUGCUCAGCCUCAGCUGGUAAGCGCGCCUCGGCUAAAAGUGACGGUCAGCACUUUCUGCAGCUGGUGGAGAGAGAGGGAGAGUGAGCCAAGUGAAGGAGCUGCACAAACACACAGAACAUUCUGGAAGCUGAGGUCCAUGGAGGGUUGGUUUAGUAGGAGCGGAAGGGGUGAGAAGGGAGCUGGCACAGCGAAUGGCAAAUGUGAUAGGGGUGGAAGUGGGGUUGGGGGACUCAAGAAGUGUUUAGUGGCAAAAGUGAACUGAAAAGUUAUCGGGUUGGUGCGCACACCUUUGUUUUGGCAUGUUUUUUGGCCUCACGGGGAAGUAUUUCACCUGAAUGCUAUGGUUAACAGAGUAAUGUGGCGGUUGCUGGUGGCAGCUACAGCCCUGGCCCAUAGAGCAGCUAACCCUCAAACGAAUCUGGGCUGAAUCAGAGCUUAAUUUGGGCCGGAUCCGUUAGAGAAUCUGCGCCUGUGAAAGCAUUUGUUUCAUAUUACCCUCGAUUGUCAGUGCCUUUCAGUCUGCGUGGGGCUUCUCCUCCAGGCUGCUGUAAUUCUGUGUAAAUUAGAAAGAAGAAUACAAGUAUUGUUGUUCGUGUGUGUCUGUCUGUGUGUGUGCCAGCUGUUCACAGAUGUGUAUGUGUCUGUGUGUG
Molecule: messenger RNA, 3995 nt
Organism: Clupea harengus (Atlantic herring)
Lineage: Eukaryota; Metazoa; Chordata; Actinopteri; Clupeiformes; Clupeidae
Gene: chpfb
Product: chondroitin polymerizing factor b
Cellular component (GO): Golgi cisterna membrane
Molecular function (GO): glucuronosyl-N-acetylgalactosaminyl-proteoglycan 4-beta-N-acetylgalactosaminyltransferase activity
Source: RefSeq, a predicted model, not a curated record